AUUUAGUGAUUUUUUAAAUUGUUUAAGCGAAUUAGGUUUUGCAAGAAACUGAGCUUUUAGCUCGAUGUAGUUUGGCUUAUUUUCUACGAAAUUUCCGCAUUUCUUCAGAAAAUCGUAAAGGGAAGAACAUUAUUAUUCUCCCGUCGACACUAAAACUCUUGAUAAAGGCAAAUACGUUAUUUAUUUUGCCUUUUAGACGCAAUAAUAGUCAAAAGGUUCUUGUAUUUGCUCACAAUAAACUCGUAGUUAUAGAAACAUCGAUUUAAUUUCAUCCAAAAGUCACAGGUCAAAGUGUCAAUUUUUGCGUUUUUUGCCACACCAAGACUUGUAACAAAUGGAUAUUAAUUUUGUCUAUCAAAAGAAACGGAGCGAAUUCGGAAAACAAUGCAUGUUUUCGGACAAAGGCCCCGAACUCAUCGACAAUUUCCCAUCAAACAAGAAACUAUUACGCAAUUAUAUUUUGAGAGACCCAGUUUCACGAUCAACUCAUUGUGCCCCCGUCCAAGCCCAACAUUUCCUCAACACAACACGCGCCGAAUACACCAAUGCUGCGAUGAACCACAUCGAGGGGGGCUGGCCCAAAGACGUCAAUACAGCCGAUGAGGAACAAACGAAGAGAUACAGGCGCAAAGUGGAGAAGGACGAAGGAUUCCACCACACUGUUAUGCAGCUUUGCCGCAAUAUGGAUAAUUGCAUUUUGCAAAACAACGCCAUAAACAUCUACCAGCAGUAUUUUUCGGACGUGGAGCCCACCCCUUUGGUCGAGCGCAGCUCCGCUCGAACCGUCAACGUUUACCAGGACCAAAGUACCCCAUCGCGACCCGUCACACACAUAUCUUGGUCCCCAGACAACCAAACUAAACUCGCAGUUUCGCACUGCAAUCUCAGCUUUCAAGCCGUUGUCCCGAACCAGACCACACAUUCCUACAUUUGGGAGGUUGAAAACCCCAACUUGCCCCUUCAUGUCCUAAAACCAGAACACCCAAUCGUUUGUCUGGAGUACAACCAAAAGGACCCCAAUUCGCUCGUUAGUGGCAUGUUUAAUGGGCAAGUUGCAGUGUGGGAUACACGAAAGGGGCACGAACCGGUCGAAUUGAGUGUUAUUGAAAAUAGUUAUCGGGAUCCAGUCCAUAACGUGCUUUGGAUUAAUUCCAAGUCUGGGACUGAGUUUUUUGGGUCGUCUACUGAUGGGCAAGUCAAAUGGUGGGAUACGAGGAAAUUGUCAGAACCUACGGAAACUCUUAUUCUGGAUAUAAGUAAAGAUGAUCAAUCGAUGACGAAUGCGUUGGGGGCGUCGUGUCUGGAGUAUGAACCGACGAUUCCGACAAGGUUUAUGGUGGGGACUGAGCAAGGGAAGGUUAUUUCCUGUAACCGUAAAGGUAAAACACCUCAGGAGAAAAUGAUCGGCCGAUUUGCGGCCCAUUACGGCCCUGUGUUGGCCCUUCAGCGCAAUCCAGCAUUUUUGAAAAAUUUCCUAACAAUCGGAGAUUGGACAGCUCGCAUUUGGUCCGAGGAUUGUCGCGAGAGCUCCAUAAUGUGGACCAGUUUCCACAAGGCGUUGCUCACAGAUGGCGCCUGGAGCCCCACUCGCCUUUCUGUCUUUUUCACCACUCGAAGUGACGGCAUUUUGGACGUUUGGGACGUCCUCCAGCAGCAAAAACAGGCCUGUCUUGGGGUCAAAGUGUGCGACGAGUCGCUCAAGUGUCUCCGGACGCACGAAAUGGGCCGUUUGGUGGCUGUGGGGAACCAAAAAGGGACCACUUAUUUGGUCGAAUUUAGCGAGAAUUUAGCCAUGUCGAAUAAGAACGAUAAAAUGUUGUUAACUGCAAUGUUCGAGCGGGAGAGUAAAAGGGAGAAGAUUUUGGAAGCGAGGAAUAGGGAAAUUCGGUUGAAGCUAAAGGCUCGAAGUGCGCUAAAUGUUCCGGAGGAAGGGCUGGAAGAGGAAGGGAAACCUUCAGCUGUUGAUUUGUUUAUGGACAACAAUGUGGUGCAAGCUGAGAGUGAUUUUUAUGGCGUUAUUGAGGCCGAAACGGCCGAACCGGAGCCCGAAUUGCCCCCAGAAGAUGAGUUUGAAGGGGGCUUUGAUGACUUGGAAGGAGACACAGCGGAGGAGAGCCCCGAAGUGAGCGAACCAGUCGAAGAACCACCCAAAGAGAAAAAGAAGAAGACCAAGGGGAAAGGAAAGAAGAAAAAUAAAUAAUUGAAAAAAUAAAUUGUAUUCAAAACGUCAA
This is a messenger RNA of Tribolium castaneum (red flour beetle), 2231 nucleotides long. RefSeq names its product dynein, axonemal, intermediate chain 2 (gene Dnai2). Gene Ontology annotation, biological process: outer dynein arm assembly; cilium movement. The coding region runs from base 335 to 2200 and encodes 621 amino acids. The record is from RefSeq and is a predicted model, not a curated record. Gene Ontology annotation, molecular function: dynein heavy chain binding; dynein light chain binding. Gene Ontology annotation, cellular component: outer dynein arm. The transcript is spliced from 4 exons. Lineage: Eukaryota; Metazoa; Arthropoda; Insecta; Coleoptera; Tenebrionidae.